AAUUCAAGCAAAGGGUGUCAAAAAAAUGCCCCAUUAACUGCCCCAUAAAUUAUUUGGAUCCUUUACAAUAAAUUUUGAAUUUUAAUCCCAGGUCAUAAAUCUAUAUUUUCAAAAAUGAAGGAUUAUGCUUACUACAUUCCGGGCUAUACAGGUUUCUGCCCUGAGCUCAGUGACCAUUUUGGGGAGAGUUAUGGCAAAGCAACAAAAAAGAUCAUUCGAGACAGACCACACUUGAGAGACAGGCUGUCAGCGGUCCAUUACCACCGCCGUAGUGAUGAUGAGAGAAACAAGUUCAACAUUUACACAUGCGAGAAUAGAAAAGCUAUGUACCAUCCAGAAUACCUCGAUCACUACGAAGGCAUGCAUCGCAUGAAGCCUAAAGAGUAUGUCAUGGCUCCAAUAGUCGAUUAUGAAUAUCGAUGUCCCAAGCAUAUGUUUGUUGAUGGAUGUCCGAAACAUUCAGCUGGUUUCUGGAAUGCAUACGACAGAGGGGACUCGUUACACGUCCAUCACCCCGCUUAUAGAACUCAACCCUGCCCGCAUGGAUUCCAUGUACCAUCUCCAUGCGCCAGGAGAAGGAUCUGUAAGCGUCCUCCAGAUGUGAAGAUUCAGAAAAAGCCCAGAAUCCUGCCCCACAGGCAAGCUGGUGUGAUACCAAAAUACACAGGCCACAUCCCAGGUAUGCAGUUCACCUUUGGAGAAGCUUAUGGCUCCGCAGCAGAUAGACUACUUCGAAGACACCAUGAUACUAUGAUGCAAUUAAAAAGGCAUAUAUAAUGAUAGGAUAGAAAUAAAUUUAAUCCUAAAAAGAGCAAUAUAUUAUUUUAAUUUGAAUAAUUAGAAACUGAUAUAUUUAUUAAUUAAGAACAAUUAACAAGAUUAAAAAUGAGAUGCAUUAUAAUACCCCGGCA
This is a messenger RNA of Stegodyphus dumicola, 911 nucleotides long. RefSeq lists its product as uncharacterized. The record is from RefSeq and is a predicted model, not a curated record. NCBI's taxonomy places the organism in Eukaryota, Metazoa, Arthropoda, Arachnida, Araneae, Eresidae.